AUGACAAACUAUCAUCUCCAUACUAACGUCAAAAACUGUGCCUUAGCCACGGGACCUUCGACGAGUAUGGUUACACGAAAAUACGCCAGAGCUCAGACAGGUGAAAUGGCAGUCGCGCGAAUCGCAGAAUGUCCCCAUGUAAGGAUCCCAAAUGCCGAUAUCAGGGUUGAAAGGCGCGGAACGCACGGUAUCUACCGAAUGACAAACGCAAAGAUGAAAAUAACGGGGGGAAAAGAUUUACAGUCGCAUGAUCGGGAUCGGUUAACAACCCGCAGUGGCAAAUCGGACGCGGGCAACAUUGAUAGGGACCCUGAUAAUCCACCGUUCGGAUAUUACAUACAUAAGUACAACACCACCGGAUUAACGCGAUAA
Melampsora larici-populina 98AG31 is the source of this 372-nucleotide messenger RNA. RefSeq lists its product as uncharacterized. The record is from RefSeq and is a predicted model, not a curated record. The transcript has 3 exons. Bases 1 to 372 code for a protein of 123 amino acids. Lineage: Eukaryota; Fungi; Basidiomycota; Pucciniomycetes; Pucciniales; Melampsoraceae.